GUGAAGCUUUUCAAGGUGCAGAAAGUCCACAUUUGCCUUAAUUUGUUUUUGAAAAGUCCUUCUCACUGUGAAAUAAGCUCCUGUUCUUAUACAGUAGCCCCAACACUAAAAGUAAACAUUAUUAGACAACAGCACCUAAAAGAAAAAAGUCCUUAAUAGAUGACUACAUAAUGUAAAGGUUAAAUAUGGUCAUGGAAGUAGGACAUAUAUUCCACAUUCUUGUAAUGUUUUUAGAUAUAGAUAUCUGUCCAUCUGUCUGUCUAUCAACUAAUUUUAAUGAAAAUUAACUAAUGAAAAUCAAACGUUGCUUUUGAAUUGUGGUUCAACAGAAUCAUUUUUAAAAGCAAACUAAUGAAACUGGCCUGGACAAAAAUGAUGGUACCCUUAACUUAAAAUUUUGUUGCAUUUUAACACUGAUUUACCUUGAACUUGGAGUUCACCUCCAGUCUCUUUGGAAUCUUUUCUAGGGGUACCAUCAUUUUUGUCCAGGCCAAUUUCAUUAGCUGUCCUAUGCUAUAUUUACUCCACCAAGGAGGCAAAGCCUCGGCGGAGUUGUGUGACAGUCGGCGUUGGUUUGUCUGUCUGUCUGUUUGUCUGUUAGCAACACUACUCAAAAACACAUUAACGGAUUUGGAUAAAAUUUUCAGGCAAGGUCAGAAAUGCCACAAGGACCAAGUGAUUAAAUUUUGGCAGUGAUGCGGCUUAUAGUCUGGAUCCACGAUUUUUAAAAAAGCUUUCAGCCGUUGGAAAUGACAGAAUCACUGAGCAUCCUUGGCGGAGUACUGCACUCUAGCUUUUCUAGUUUUAUCUGACUACUAUAAAGGGACUUAAUCUGUAAUUUCAUCAUACGACAAUGAGAAUUAAACUGCAUCUCGAAUUUCAAAAAAGAAAAUCACAUCUGAGCAACUUAUACACAAUGGCACAGCCACAUUGAUAAGCCUUGAUUCAUACAGUCUGCAGUUUUUUGAGGACAUUCCUUCCUGCUUUGGUUGCAGGAGCUUUGUUACUUUCAGCCUGUAUUGUAUUUUUAAACUCCUUAUCUUUUGGUUUAGGAUUAUAGUUUGUUCUCCUUGUGAGAAAUAUGCAGCUCUACACCUGUUCAUGGUUGUGGAAGUCUGAGUUGAUAUCCAGCUUUGUGUAAUCGUUGAGCCUGACUGUGGUUGUUAGGUUUAGUAAAGCCAGAUAACAAAAGACAUCAGGGGUAUGUUGAACUUGCUUUCUGGUACAGGCUGCUCCAGUCUGGACCCUCACUGCAUUAAGUGUGAGGUAGAAUAGGCCUAUUGUGUGUUGGGGCCCCACAUCCUUACACAUACAUAAACACUGUAAAUCUGGAUUAGACACCAAUGUCCACUCUGGGAUCACUAGCUAACAUUUGUAGUUUAUUGUGUGAGCUUAGGGAAGUUUCAUAACUGGUAAGAAAUAUUAAUAAAUUUGCACAUAUUUAGUCCUAAACCAAAUUCUUGGACAAAUUAAAGUUUUGAGCUUUAGUAUUUAGAUUUAAUGAAUGUCUGCACCAAACUACAUGACAAUGAAAUUGUUGAAAUGCAGUAUUUCAGUGACUCUGCAACAAAGUGGAUGACCAACACCAGACGAAAGUUUACUGAAAUGGAGCAAUAAUCAGUUCAAACCUGUUCGGAGCAAAUGACGUGUUUGUGUCUCCUUUGAUAAACUGCUGUCAGUCUUUAGAUAACAAUCAAACACUUGACUCUUUAUAAUCAUCAUCAGUGUUUAAUAGCAUUUUUUUUUUUACCUCUGAACAUUCAUGUGAUGCAGGUUUAUCAGCUGGGCAUACCUUUUUCCUGUUACUGUACUGUGAUGGCAAAUCUGUUCUUCUUUAUUCUGGACACCAAGAUAAAAGCAUUAAAUCAUACAGAAAAGAAUAAAUCCAGUUGACAGCUGCAUUAUAAAUGGUAUCCAAAAAAAAUUUCUCCUUAAAUUUAUCACAACUUCUUGAUGUGUCAAUGUUUCUAAACUCUGAAACCUUGUAAUUAUUUCCAGGUUUGCAUUAGACAUAUGAUAGGUUUGUGAUGUUUUCUCAGAUUUUUGUAUCUUAGCAUACCUUGCAUGGAAACACAUUUACCAAAAAAUGUAACAUGAGUUUACAAUUUCCAUGCAAUGUUCCAGGGUGAAGGCGCAUCAGCUGUAAAUGGUAAGUCCUAUUUUGUUUUCCAUCUACUACAUAUUUCAUUUAAUUGGGCUUAAAGGUGAGAAAAGGCAUAGGAAUAUUAAUUUUCAACAAGGCCACAAACUGCACAGCUUCCCCCCCACAAUGUCCAGAUGUCAGCUUUAUUUCACAUUAAGCACAUUUAGAAUGGAAACUGAGUUAAACAACUCACUUAAUUUCAUUGCAUUUAAUGCUGAAUGUAGCCAUAUGAAGUUUUAAUCUACAUCAGUAUAUACGGAUUAAUAACAUGACAGAUCCCCCACAAAUGAAGAAAAAGUGUGCUUGGCAUGUUUGUUUUAUUGACAACCAGUGAAAUGACAAAGGACGUUUAUUUUUCUAAUUAUUUUAUACUGUGUUUCUAUGUGGCCACUUCAUGUAAACUCAGCUGGUUUGUGUUUUUUUUUCUUUUUACAAUACAGAAGCAGUUUGUCCCACGGUACUGACUCUCUACUGUACUGUUCAGCUCUGAGAUGGACACAGAUGGAAAUUGUUAUUGUUUCAGUUUUCUCUGUUUAUCAUUGAAUAAGCUAAAAUAGGCUUGUUACUGAGGGCACUUCUUUUUUCUUUUUUACCUCUAAGAGUGCAGUAUCAUUCCUUUCUUAUUAAGUUGAAACGUCACACAUGUAUACAUUAGGGAAUUAAACCCAGUGUAAUUUAACAUCGGCAGAAUUGUCCUCAUGAUUUAUUAUCACAUCUUUGCUUUAUAUGAACACUUUGUACUUGAGUAAAUGUUCUGUAAACUUUCUCUGUUUUGACUCCAAACUGACAGAAAGUCCUUCUCUGUUUUCUAUUACCUACACAUUUCAUCUAUUAGGGCAUAUAAAGGAAAUAGAAUAUUCAUGUCUAAUUAGGAAAUUAUUAUAAAUCAAGGCGUAUAAAAGAAAAAAAAGUGUAUAUGCAGUUUUAAAUUUUGAAAGGGAACAGAAUUAAAUUAAAUUUGAUUAUAAUGAGAUAAAUUUGAAAAUAGUUGCAAUUUCAUGGUUGUAUUACAUUUUUUUUAUGUAUUCAUAUGAUCAUUUAUUUUGAAAUGUUGUAUUUAUUUCCUGAAUUUUGAACACUUUGGAGCACUAUGUAGUGUAUCUUAGUGAUUUUAAUCUGCAGAUAAGGAAGCAUCACCUGACUAUGACUCUUUGAUCUUGAUUAGGAUCAUUUUUGAGAUCAAGGCACACCCUGCACACACAGUAUUACAAUCAGUAAACAUAGCCUUCGUAUGCAUGCAGUGGAACCAGUUUACGUUGUUUGUGCACUAACUGAUCGCUGUUAGUUCAAUAAUUUAAGCUCCCAACUGCUGUUAAAAAAAAAGUCUGAACAAAAGAAACAAUGUAUGUUUGAGGCCCAGAUGACGACACAAAAGUGAUGAGGAAUGCACAGUAUUUAGCUUUGAUUUCACUCAUCGACAAAGGGGGGAAAAAAACUAUCCAAUUCAAUACAACACAAAAACAAAUGCUUCCAAACUUCUGAAUGAAAGGGAGCAGAAAAAAGAAUAAACUUAUGUAAUCUGUAUCUUUAUAUCAAAUAAUCAAAAAUCAUCAAACAACAAACAAAAUGACUAUAAUGUCUGAGAGGCCUGUACAGUCACUCUCACUCGUAUCAGAGUUUUCUCUCCUGACAAACACUAUGAUCCUCUUAAUUCAUUUCUUUGUAUUUUAAUAAUAUGCUGGUUUUAAUUCCAUUUUUAAAUCUUGUGUGUCAUUUUGAUUCUUUUGAUUCCUCAUCUAGACUGUUCCACAAAUUGACCCCCUUCACAGAAACGCAACGUUCCAUUAAUUUGGUCCUAAAUUUUGGAAGAGUGUGUGAGCAGGUAAAUACAGUCUGAGAAAUGAGCAGGUGGAGUAAACAUGGGAUCAUUUACACCUGUUCUUAAAGCUCUGGAGCUGACUCUUAAACUGGAGGGUUUAAAUCCGCAAACUUUUCCCAUCAGCAUGUAAAUGUGAUUUUAAGCAAGACAUGGAAAUCCAGAUGUGUUGAUGCUCACUAUUAGAAAGUUAAAUAGGACGUUUCUGAGAAGAAAAUCAAUUAAAAGUAAGAAUAUAUUGUAUAGAAUUAAGCUACUAUUCAUUUUAACCAAUUAAUAUUAACAUGGCAAGGUGAAAAAUGGCAAUUUAUACCAAAAUUCCUAAAGAUAUUGACGUUUUCAGGGUAUGCUGUAAGUUUUUUUUUUGCAUGUGUUUGACUGAAUAUCAUCCCAUUUAUAUGAUAAGGUGCAAUGUCUACAAGUGCUAAAGGGUAAACAUAAUAUUUCCAGAAUAUCUGCCAACCUUGGUGCUCCAACAAAAACAAUAAGCAUGUGUUGCGUUGCAUAUUCUUUUCAAAUGUCAAAGGACGGUUGUUAAUAAUUUCCUCAUACUUUCCAUCUUGGGGACAGUCUACAAAAAAGGCAUGAGUGGUUGAACCAGGUGGUAAACAGCUGUGGGCAGGGAUAAAUGGAGGCCUGUGCAGUUCCCUGAAUCAGAUUGCUCUCAGGAUUUCCUCCUCUGGCUCUCCAAGCUUCUUCUGCAGAUUCUCACCAUGAACUUCAUCUGCUUGUUGUCCUGCUUCGGCCUGCUGCUGGCAGCUGCUGCCGCCCAGCACCCCAAACCCUGUGUGUCCCCUCCAUUGAUGAGCGGAAGCCACACUACGUUGCUUGGUGAGGGAAUGACGGCAACAGGAACAAUCGCCUAUGAUGCCUAUGGUCAGAGGGUGCGGAUUAGAGAGAUAGGACUGGUAGGCAAUGGGACCUCUUUUAUGGACGGGCUGCUGCUUUUCUCACAGUAUACCUACUAUGAGAUUGACUGGAAAAGGUUUACCUGCUCAAAGUGGAAGCUGGUGGACGACUUCUUUCCCAUGGAAGUGCCCAAGGAUGCUAAACUGACGGCUCAGGUUGUCAUGGGAGCCUCCUCCUUUGGCGGAAUGGGUGUGCUGGUCAACAACUGGUACGGAAGCCUGCCAGGAAAUGGAAUGUACUCCUAUGUCUUUACUGAGAUUGGCUGCAUCCCUCUGACCUUCACCACCUAUACUCCAGCAGAUGGAUGGGCCACUCUCAGACCAAAGAACUACAGACUCUUCACAACCUGCUCAAACUCUUGGUACAGGACCUCACCACACGGAUCAAGAAGGUUUCCAUCUCAUUUCUACUCUGAAGCUCACCUUCUCCUGCUCAAACUGCUGACAAAUGUUUCUGCUGCUCUAAAGUCUGGUCUCCAGAACUUCCUAAAAACUCUCAAAGUCUCUUCUGCUGCAGGUUGCUUUGUAGAACUGUUACAGAAAACCUCACUAAACCACAUGGAGGGGCCUCAAGAUAGUCGUCCAAAUGAAACCAUACAAAAACCAAACUAGCACAACCCAAACGCUAAAGUCUCCUGCAGCCUACCAGAGAACCUCUGAGAACAGAGAAUCAGGACAGGAACUCUUACCUUCUGGACAACCAACGUUGGUUCACAAACAAGAAUACAGAAUGUGUCUGACCAAAAACCUCUGAAGACUCACUACAGCCAAGAUAAAGACACAACUCAGCUGCACCAAAUCCACUAAUCACUGCACACAUUAGCACCAUGUGCUAACUGUGGCUAAAGAACCACAUUUACCAAGACAACUAUCCGGUACAAAGCCCUAAAACACACCAAGAAACACGUUAAAGAUGAUUUUACUGCUGGAAGCUGCAAGCCAAUGCCUAAAGAACAAACUAAAGCAAGAGUCAAACCCGGUUCAUUGGUGAAGACAAGCAGAGGAAAUGUUUGUCUGCAGCUAAAUAAAGCAGGAAGACACUGAGCUGCUCAGGUGUUCCUGAUAGCACCAAGCUGCUCAGGUGUUCCUAAUAACACCAAGCAGCCACCUGGACAGCCAAUAGGAACACAGCUUACUGGAAGUCCAGAGGGCUGGGUUAGUGAAGGAAAUUUAAUUUAAAGUUGAAGCAGAAAGUUAACAAAGAAAGUUGAAAAACACCUUCUGAUACUCUGAGUUUUCACACAAAGAACACCUGAACAUGUCAAACUGGUUCCAUAGUAGAACCAUCAUUGUGAAAAUAUCAUAGUAUGGUGUGUUGCUCAAAAAACAUUAGGACCCAGCUGUCAGGAGACAAACAUGUAAGAAACAUGAGAACAGAGAGAACCCAACCAGUAGGUCACAGUUUAUCAUCCCCCAGUCAUCUCCUGAAGUCCAUAUGGUGAGAGACAUCAGUAUCUGGUUGUUAAUUUACCAGAGGAUGCUUAUAAUCAUGCUGAUGUGGUCCUAGACUCUACAGUAUUUUAGUGACUCAAUAAAUGCCUAAGUUGUUUAGUUUUUAAUGAACAUUUAACAGCCUAUAUGUAAUCAAUAAAUGGCCUUUGCUUAUCUU
Molecule: messenger RNA, 6476 nt
Organism: Amphiprion ocellaris (clown anemonefish)
Lineage: Eukaryota; Metazoa; Chordata; Actinopteri; Pomacentridae
Product: ependymin-like
Exons: 6
Coding region: 4673-5479 (268 amino acids)
Biological process (GO): cell-matrix adhesion
Cellular component (GO): extracellular region; lysosome
Molecular function (GO): calcium ion binding
Source: RefSeq, a predicted model, not a curated record